Molecule: messenger RNA, 7598 nt
Organism: Lates calcarifer (barramundi perch)
Lineage: Eukaryota; Metazoa; Chordata; Actinopteri; Centropomidae
Gene: nhsl1a
Product: NHS-like 1a
Biological process (GO): cell differentiation
Source: RefSeq, a predicted model, not a curated record
CAUAGAAGCUGAGCAGUGGUGAGGGAGAGAGAGAGAAGUGGGAGGAGAGCGGCGGCGUUGCAGCGAGUCGAGCUGCAUCACUGCUGCUGCUCGCCCGCUCUCUCUCUCUGUCUGCUGCAGCCUCAGGAGUGUGUGUGUCGAGUGUGUGAGUGUGUGUGUGAGAGGGAGUGUGUGAGUGUGUGGCGUCGUUAUGGUUCUGAUCGGAGCGGCGAUCAAAUCUGUCCUCAGAUAUCUCAACAAGACCCGAGCAGGGGACAGGGACAGCAAGUGGUCCGUUCACUACACUACCCAGAAGCCUCAGCAGGGUCUGGUCUUCAUCCCUGGAAAGAGACGAUCCGGCAGCGCUGAUGACCUGCAAGCGUGUAAUGGGCUGACUCAGCAUGGCUACGGUGGACCUGCCAGCUCUCACCUCCACCGACCGAGCCCCGCCUCCCCUCCCUCCUCCUCUGGCCUGGGCCAAUCAGAGGGCAGCGCACGCAGAGGGUGGAAGGACAAAAGCAGGAAGAUGUCAUCAGCCUCCUCAGACGAAGACGAGAGGUUCAUCUUGAACAACGCACAGCGACCUCUGACCCCGCUGGUCCUGAACCCCGUCACCUCUUGUUGGGACGUCUUCGCCCCAGCGUACGAGCCGACGAUCGAUGUGGAGAUGGACUCGACCUCCCGGCUUCCAACACCCGAGGAGAAGAUGAGGCAGCAGGCCCAGGCAGUUCCCGCUGAUAUAGUCCCUAUCAACAUAACAGGUGAGAGUUUUGAUCGUCAGGCCAGUUUUCGAAGAACGGCUUCCAACAUCGACUCGUUAUCCCGCCGACCCCGAAACCUGAGCCGCCGCAAGACCGUUACUGGGAUACCUUAUGAUGUCACCCAGAAGCUGGACUCGUCUUCGGUCUCUUUGGUUCUUCCCGGCCAGUACUCCACCGUGGGUCGACCCGCCGCCUCCUCCUCCUGCACCUCCACCCGCCAACAGAAGGACAUGGAGGAGGAGAUGGGAGAAAUCAGAAAGGAGGGGCUGUCGUCGAUAAGGAGGAUCCGGGCUCCAAGAGGAGAGGGGAUGUCCAGCCUCAUGGCCUCCCUCACCUCCUCCCAGCGUGUGGACAGCACCUCCUGCUGCUCCCCCUCCUCUGAGGUCCACAGCCUCCCACAACUGGCGACCAGCUCCUCUCUGAACUCUGAGGCCAGCUGUAACAGCGCCUCCUACCAGACACUCAGUGCCUCCUCAUCUCGCUGCCAGUCACAGGAUCUACAGGGUUUCCCGAGCGACCUCCAGCUACCCCUGCUGCCCCUCGACCCCACUGCCAGAGUCACCCCCCAGUCUCCUAUCUCGUCCUCCUCUUCUUUUCCUUCCUCCCCUGUCACCUCCUCCCUUCCCAGCACCCCGAGCCGUACCCUGCAGUCAGAGUGGUCUUACCCCAGUGAUAAGCCCCUGAACGAGGUCACCCAGCCUCGUGGUUCCCCUUCCUCCUCCCACUAUCUCUCCUCCUCCUCCAUCGCAGACUCAGAGUCUCAGUUUAGCUACCAGGCCCUGGAUGACCAGUGCUCCUAUGAUGGAGGGAGAUGGAGCUACCAGCCCCUCUCCCCCAGCUCCAGCGUCCACAGUGGUCAGACUGGGGGAGACUGGAACGGCAUCACCCAGGAGAUGAGGUGUGUUUCCGGGGAGGGUUGGAGCUGUGAUCCCCUCCUCUCCUCUGGUCGCUCCUCCCCAGCUUACACCGACACCACCUCCCUGUGUUCAGAGAAGACAACAUCCUCUCCACAGCUAAACCGGGAGAAAAGGAAGUCCACCGCCUCCUCCUCCUCCUCCUACUCUCGCUCUGUCACCCGCAGCAUCUCCCUCCGCAAGUCCAAGCGCCCGCCUCCUCCACCGUUACGCUCCGACUCUCUGAGGCGCCGGACAGGUCGCAGUAAAUCCUCCCGAUCCUGCUCCAGUCCUCGUAGGAGUGCAGUCCCCGUCUGGAGCGCACCACCACGUGGACGCCAGUCUCAUUGCCCCCAACCUUCCAGGACCCCUGGGUGCCACGGAGUAACAACCAAAAGACGCCAGAGUGGGCUUAACUGCGGGACGGUCACGACCUUUGAACCCUUAAACCUGAACUGCAAGGCACCAGCCUCCCCUGACUCCCCUCCACCGGAGCACCUACCACCAAGCCCUGGUCACCCCCUCCCCCACGCCCUCACCCCUGGAUCUCCAGGCUCAGAGGAAGAGGGGCUGAGAUUACCUCUCACCCCUCAGCCGGCUGCCUCCUCGGUGGCUGGGCUGCAGCGCCUUGCUUCGCCCUCCAGCGGUUACUCCAGCCAGUCCAACACCCCCAUCCCCGGCACUCCCGUGUCCUCUCCCCUCACCCCUUCCUCCCCUCUCACAGCAAGCCCUGGAGCCUUCUCCCUCCCCCCAACCUCCCCCUUCUCCUCCUCACACUCAUCUGCCUUCCCCCUGUCCCCUGCUGUCUCCUCCCUGCCCAGGACAAGGUCUCAGGGUGAAGGGAGGGCGAAGCCACCGGUGCCAGAGAGGAAGUCGUCGCUCUUCUCCUCCCUCUCCUCCUCAUUUUCCUCCACCUCCUCCCUCUCCUCCUGCACUUCCUCAGACUCUUCUGCCAAGCAUCCUCUCCUCCCUGCUCCUCCUCCUCCCCCUCCCCUACCAGAAUGCUGUCCUCUUUCACCUCCUGUCUUCUCCGCCCCCAUUCAUGAGUCUCCACUUCCUGCUCCUUCUCUUCCUCAGUCCUGCCUGCCUGCUCCUCCUUCCUUCACCAAACUCUCUGCUGCUCCCCCUCCUCCACCCUCAUCUCUUCCUCCACCUCCUCCCCCUCCUCCACCACCACCUCCACCUCUCCCACCUUCAUCCCUCCCCACUCCUCCUCCUCUUCCUCCUUCUUCCCGGCCUCCACCUCCCCCUUACUCCUACGCUGUCAGGCAGACCUCCCAACAUGCUCUGGUCUCCACAAUGUCAUCAUUGACCAGCUUCCCUCCUCCUCCACCUUCCCCACCUCUUCCAUUAGCUUCUCCUCUUCCUCCCCCUUCAGCACUCCCUGAUCUUCCUCCUCCACCACCACCUCCUCCUCUUCCUCCUCCCCCCACAUCUCCUACCUCCCUCCACCCACCAAGUCUGGGCAGUUCUCCAAACCGUUGUGUUAAAGUGGCCACACCUCCCUCCCCCCUGGUCACAGCCCAGGCUUUGCACAGUGUCAAGCUUCGCUCCGUCAAGAACCAGGAAGGCCUGAUCACUAGCACGGUUGUGGCUAAUGCUACACCUACUGGUAGCUUGUCAGCUAAUUCUAACCAGGUUAAUGCUAACCAACCAGGCAAAGACACUGAUCCAGACAAUUGUGUGUUGGCUAACGUCAAUGGUCUGACCAAGACUGAUGCUAAGCUAGCUGGAAGUGUAUCACAAAAUCCUAUCUGUAAUCUUAGUAGCAAUGAAGCUAACAUAACUAGCACGGGCAACAACGAGUUAGCUUAUGCUAAUCUUCAGAGCCUGAGAGGUGUUGUUGCUAGCUCAGCUAACCAGAGAAGCUCUGGAACUCAAGUGUCCGCUCCUCAAGACAUCCAGACCAAUGAGCAAGAGAGGAAAGAUUCAGAAAUGCUUGCUACACUCGAAAACACUCAAGUCACUAGUCCUGAUAGUCCCUGGGUGAAAAUGUCUUGUGACUCUGACAAAAAUCACAUCGACAAUGACACCCAGCAUCCUUCUUUCCAACAAGAACAGGUCAAAGAGACAGUGUUAGCAGAUGCUAAGCUAACAGAGCCUGAAGAGAAACAGGGAAACACUGAAGAUGUUUGGCUCACAGAUUCUUCAUACUGGACCCUGUCGCCAACAAAACAAGAGUCUCACAGAGAAAGCAGAACAAUACUGUCAAAGAGCAAAGACAAUAGUUUAGAAACUGAUGAUUCCACAACAUAUAGUGAUUUCAAACAGGUCCGGUCCCCGGAGAAGCCAGUCCUGCCAAAGAAGCCUGAUCUUUGCAUCCUGGGUCUCAUCGCGUCUCCUGAGGCCAAACGAGGACCAGGUGGGUUGAAGAACACACCUUCUUCUGGGCUCAACACCCAAUCACAGCCUCCCCCUGAUUCCUCCAGCAAUGGUUUGCACACACAUGUGACGCGCAGAGCAUCUUCUCCAAAGCACUUGAUAUGCACCGCUACUGAGAAAACACUGACACACACGACUUCACCUGCCGACAUCACCACAAACUCACCUGUCGGCUCCCCUCAGAGGCAGAAGCCACCAAUUUUGUACAAGAAGCCAGAUCUCUCAUUGACCUCAACCAAAACAACCAAACCAUCAAAAAAUACAGGAGAGUCUUCCAAAGGCACAUCUGGGACCUGUAACAGUAAGAUCCAGAGCCCUACAGGGACCAGUACACCACGGAUCGUGGGUACUGUAGCAUCUAGAAACACACUGGAGGACUGUGGUACCUUAGGACCUUGGGGCACCAUAGAGUGUGGCACCUUAGGCACCACUGGCAUCUAUGGGACCUGUGGCCACCCAGGGAUCAUCGGUACUAAAGGGACUCCAAACACUAUCAAUGGGAUUAUGAAUACCUUGGAGAACUGUGGUACCUCAGGAACAUGGGGAACCUCAGAGAUCUUUAGCACCUUGGGGAACUCAGGGGCUCAUGGUGCUGCUUCAACCCGAACAGGUGGCACCCAAACUGAAGCAACAGACCAGAGGUGUGCCGGGAUGACGAGGACAAGACUUCAUAAGGAUGAUGAGAAAACAUUUCACAAGAGGAUGAUGAGGUCGUCGUUGGCUGAAGAUGAAGAGGAAGACGGGAAGCAGAAGGUGGAAGAGAGAGGGAUGAAGACAGCAAUGAUGAUGAUGAUGAUGACAUCCACCACAAAGGACAAAGCACGGAAGAGGAAGAAGAGGAGGCCGGGCAGGCAGCUGCUUCUGAUGUCAUCAAAAAUGCAGCCCUCCCCCUCUUCAUCGUCGUCGUCAUCAUCGUCUUCAUCAUCAUCGUCAUCCUCAUCUGGAGAUGAGCAGGAUGUGGCAAAACAGAGAGCACUGCAGACGAGUCAGAGAGCGAGGAUGACGAAAAUGUGUCAGGAAGAGACGAGUGACUCUGAGAGCUCCUGCGCUCUGAUUGAUCAGAGCAGGUACUCCCUCAGCAGCGUGCUGUCCACUGACAGCCUGCGGGGGGAGCUGUUGCUUCCAGACCUCCUGAUACAGGAACCAGAGGAGGGCGAAGAGGAGAGGACCAUGGACGGGGCCAAGGAGGUCGGACGACCUCCAGAUGCCGAUCUGUUUGUCAGCGUUUCAGCAGAUCAGAUGUUCGUCUCUGGUCGACCACGAACCACAGAGGAUCUGUUCGCUGUCAUCCACAGGUCUAAGAGGAAGAUGUUAGGAAGAAGGGAUUCAGAGGAUGAUAGACAUCGCAUCUCAUCCUCCUCUUCCUCUUCCUCCCCUCCUGUGACUCCCACUGACCCCCUUCCCCACCUGAUGCGACCUGCAGCCCUCCGAAAUCAAAGGUCGGUGAGAAGUGAGAGUUUUAAAGCUCUCCUGCUGAGGAAGGGUAGUCGGUCUGAUUCGUCUUCACGGAUCUCAGCUGUCGAGCGCCUCCGCAAGGUUGCUUCUCCCGCCACAACUGCCGACCAGCAGAGGGCACCGUCGCUGCCACCGCCUCCGGACCAACCCCAAGUCAAAGCCACAAGUUUGUUUAAUACCCCAAAUACACAUGACAUCAACACCCACCUGACUGUGGAUGUCACUGGCGUCUCCAACGUCUCCCUGCAGUCAGGACUUCUCCCUGAUGUUCGGUUUGAGACAAAGGAAUCUGAUGCAUAUCACCUCCUCUUCACCCCCUCCCCCUCUCCCUUCUUUUUCCUCUCCUCCUCUUCCAUGCGACCUCGCUCCCUCACUCCUCCCUGCUCCAGCAGCCGGCGCUUUGCCGCUCGCUGUCGCCUCUUCGCCGCCCCCAUGACCGCCAUCUUUGAAGGGGACGGUGAGGAGGAAGAGGAAGACGACGAGGUGUUUGUGGAGUCACCGGGAGCGCUUUCAGGAACCAAAGGAGAAUUGAGCCAGAGGUUGGUUGAGACUUCUUAAUGGAAAAGCCCAGGUUUAUAGAUGCAGCUGCAACGUGGAUUUGGCAGGAAUUAGCUCUGUGAUGCUUCAGCGCUUCUUCAAAUCCUGACCAUCAAAAUCACAGGAAAACAUACCUGGAUGUGACGACAUCUGGGUCUUCAGAUCCACAUCAGGUUUACUACUGUCCACCAACAUGUUGCACUGCUUCAGGAAACUGAACUGAACUGGACUCUGGACUGACUGACUCGCAGCCUGAAGCGUUUAAUUGAAUGUACCGAAGCACACUUCUCUUAUAAAGGACACGUCUCUUGUAGCCACACUUGUACGUCCGAAAACUACAGAAGCCUGAAAAGGACAUGCGUGUUAUGUUUUUUCUCGCGCUUGUGGAAUCACGAUCUUAAGAAAUCAAGCUUGUUGCGAUGAAACAAUACUGGAAAAUAACCUUACCCCGACAUAUCCAGUUAAAGUACUUAAAGUUAAACCGGUAAUUUUCUUGUGUAUUUGUCUUUUGCUUGAUUUUGCUUUGUUGUUUUUUAUUACUUGAACGGACACAGAGCAUAGAUUCAUAUUUUCUUAUUCUUUAAAAUUUGUUAAAUUCGUUUUCUCUGUUUAGUUUAAGCUAAUGUUACACUGUCAUGCUCUGGUCCUCUCUGUUACUUGAGAUCACAUAGUAAAUGUUAUUAUCUAGUACAAUAAUAAUAAUUACAAUGUUAAGCAGUUAUAUUUUAAAGAUUUUCCCAAAGUUUUCUUACCACAUCUUAGUGGCUGUUACUCGUUCAGGGUAAGUUUAAUCCUACUGAUAUUAGACUGGUGAUCAGAAUCAUUUUAACAGAUUCUAAUCAGCAAUAUGCCGAUUAUUGACAUUAUCUUAGUAAUAGGUAUUGAAUCAGCUGGGUCUGCUGGGGUUUUAAAAAGCAUGACUUUCCCCUGCAGCUAGGAAAAAACUGCACUAUAAAAACACAAGUUUUUAGAACAAUGUAACAGUGUUGAGUUGGUUUAACUCAUUAAAAACUCAAUAAUAAUAAUAAUAAUAGUAAUAUUUUAACAUUUAAUGCAAGAAGUCUUUUCACAUUUAAGGUGAAUAGAAAUAGUCAAAUUUCUGUUACAUUUAGCAAAAGACUUAAACUGUUACUGGUAACCACCACUGGAAAUCUGGCAUUAUGUACAAAUAUAUAUGGAAGCUGUAAGAGUCCACAGCUGUGAUGCUGUGAGAGACUCAAAUCGUCCACUGACUGAAAACAAGCCUCGAACUGAUGAAUAAUUUUUGUACAGCUCUUUCCGCUGAAUCAGAUCAGCUGAUGCUGAUUAUCAUCAUCAGUUUCAGAUCAGUUCUGGCAUUGUGUCAGGAUAAUAACAUCACAUUGUUCUCGUCCGGCGACUGAAACAAUGAAACUAACUGGAUGGUUCUGUCCAUUUUUACUUUUAUUAUUAAUAUUAUUACUUCAAAUAUAUUCAAAGUCAUGCUGAGCUUUUAGCUUCCUAUCCAAGGUUAGGCAGCACUGGAAAUACCUCAGCAGCUCCUGUUGAUGUUUUCUUUUGACUCAACAUUAUAAUUUACCAUUUUAUAUGUUAUUACCAGCUACACUGACUG